Molecule: messenger RNA, 7066 nt
Organism: Dreissena polymorpha
Lineage: Eukaryota; Metazoa; Mollusca; Bivalvia; Myida; Dreissenidae
Product: zinc finger protein 347-like
Exons: 10
Coding region: 248-3844 (1198 amino acids)
Biological process (GO): regulation of transcription by RNA polymerase II
Cellular component (GO): nucleus
Molecular function (GO): DNA-binding transcription factor activity, RNA polymerase II-specific; protein binding; histone methyltransferase activity
Source: RefSeq, a predicted model, not a curated record
UGUACGUCUACGGACUAUACCGCACUGUCAAAUAUACGCCAGAAUUGUGCUAUAACAACUAUUGCUAAUUGUUUAUGCGUAAUGUCAACAAAAUGGACCAUGACUGCUACGUUAGCAUUUCAUAAUUGCGUAAAAGAUUAAUCUGUACAAGAACUGAUCAACUAAACCCACAGUGGGAGAGUAUUUCCCUUGGACAGACUAGAACAACAGCCAAUUAUAUACCAACAAUGUUACUUCACUUCUGACAAUGUUCGCUUAUGAAGAUCUUGCUUAUGAGUGUCCAUCUGUUGGAAGCAAUGCAUCUUUGCCUGGAAAUAUGAAUGCUAACUCUUCAAAUAUGGAAACAAUUUUACCCCACCAACUGAGUCCCUCUGAUGUUUCAAUGGAAGCUGAUGACCGACUUUUGAUGGAACGUUGGUAUGCCCAGCACUCCGAGAAUGUUGAUGCAAUGCAAGGCAGUGGUGAUAUGGCAGCUAGAAAAGGUCUGCCUGAAAGUCAGACAGACCAGUCUGGUCUGAUGUCUGACCCUGGUAGUGUUAAUCAACAAUGUAAAAUCUCUGUUUCCAAUGGAAACUCAUCAGUUCUAACGACACCAACAUUAUAUGCAAAUGAUAUUAUCAGUGAUAAAAGACACUGUUUGGAUUCUCAUAAUUGUGCCUUUUUGAAACCUGAUGUUAUGGAUGUCAAACCAGUUCUCUCCACAUCCCAAACGGACACUUACCAUGGUAAGGGACAGUGUUGGGAUUUUUGCAUCCCAAGACAGGGGGUUAGGCCAUCAGUUUUUAUUUUACCAGUUAAUGAUCCUCGUGUACGAAUGCUUGUAAUCAGCUGCGUUUCAAAGUCAAAUCCCUCACAAGACAUUUCUGAAAGAUUGAGCAAUGAAAUGCCUCCUUUGAUGUGUUCUGAAAGGGAAGAAGUUGUGGUGACAUCAGAGGAAGUGGAUUCAAAUCUGUCAGAAGAUUCUGGUGAAUCGUUUUCUGAUGAUUCUGGAGAGCUGUUAAUUGAAAGAAACAAAAGGAAAAUUCAGAGCUAUCAUUCAACUAUUCCGGCACCAAAGAGAGUUAGGGAUCAAGGUUUUUCCAGUGGCAUAGUUAACAUGAGAGAUGCUUCAGUAACAGGUCAGCCAGACAUUAUACCAGAUUUCAUGUUGGAUCACACCUAUCAUACCCAACUGGCCGCGGAUGCAACAGUAGCUGCUGCUCAAAAUUGCAACAUGUUCGUGGACAUGUCAGUCUUUGACAGCGAUGAAGAGCUGUCUGACAGCGAUGAAGAGUUGACUCCAGAUACAUGUAUGGAAAAAAAGACACACGCAAAUGAGAAUGCUGUAAAGAAAACUGUCCCCCAUUCUCGGAAACUAGCUAAGACUAAGUCUUAUUGGAUAUUGGAUGACCUAGUGGAUGACCUAGUGGAUGACCUAGUGGAUGACCUAGUGGAUGACCUAGUGAAAAAAGAAGUUGAGCAAGCGAAGAAAGCCAAGAAACCAAAAAAGGGCAAGACUGACAACAGUCUCGGAGAGAGAAACUCUGCCAACUUUAUGAACCUGGAACCUCCGGAUGAUGACAACAUGCUCUACUGUGGAGAAUGCAAGAAGGAGUUUGAAGGGGACUGCCCUGUCCAUGGACCGUACAACUACAUACAGGACAAAGAGGUGCCAGAAGGUGACCCCCAUAGAGCUGAUCAUACCUUGCCAGAUGACCUUGAAAUUAAAACCUCAAAGCUAUUUGGAGCUGGUCUUGGAGUAUUUUCCAAGGUGGGACUGGCGUCCAGAACCAUGUUUGGACCCUAUGGUGGCGAUAUCAUCACAGACAACCAUAAGUCAGGAUAUUGCUGGCAGAUCUAUAAGGAAGGCAAAGCGAGCCACUUUGUGGAUGCCCAGAACAAGGCCACCUCUAACUGGAUGAGAUACGUGAACUGUGCUAUGAUGGAGGCAGACCGGAACCUUAUAGCAUUCCAGUGCAAAGGAGGCAUCUAUUACUGCACAUUCAAGCCAGUUUCAGCAGGAGAGGAACUGCUUAUCUGGUACGGAGAUGAAUACUCCAGAGAACUUGGCUUUAUUCGAGACAAGUACUUGCUCUUCAGACAAAAAUAUGUAAAUGGAGAAGAAAUUUACCAAUGUGUAUACUGCACGACAGCAUUCACAACUGCAGUCCCCUGUGUGCGUCAUUUGAGGAAAAUGCAUGGUCGUGAUAUACUGACAUCCAAUGAUCUCCAAGUUCUGGAUCGGUGGCUUCAAAAAUAUGAUAAAACAUACCUUAAAAAGUAUAUAACACAGUUAAAUCACACAACCAAUUACAUAAACCUCAGCAGUAUGUCAAAUGUUGAACAUAAUAAAAAUGACAGUUCACAAAGUGUUUGUGAAAAGCAGUUAACAAGUGCAAUAUUACAGAAGAAGAGCAUAGAAAAUAUGGAUGAAAAGGAGAACAAGUGUAAGGAGUGUGCAUAUAUUAGUGAUAACAGUUGUGACUUGAAGAAACACAUGAGGAUGCAUGUACAUAGAGGAGAGAGACUGUACAAGUGUGAGGUGUGUGGGUAUGCAUGUAACUAUAGUUUUAACUUGAAGACACACAUGAGGAUACAUACAGGAGAGAGACAGUACAAGUGUGAGGUGUGUGGGUAUGCAUGUAACUAUAGUUGGAGCUUGAAGACACACAUGAGGAUACAUACAGGAGAGAGACAGUACAAGUGUGAGGUGUGUGGUUAUGCAUUUAACAAUAGUAAGAGCUUGAAGAGACACAUGAGGAUACAUUCCGGAGAAAGACCGUACACGUGUGAGGUGUGUGGUUAUUCAUUUAAUGUGAGAGGUGCCUUGAAGAGACACAUGAGAAUACAUAGUGGAGAGAGACCGUACAAGUGUGAGGUGUGUGGUAAUACAUUUAAGCGAAAUGAAGACUUGAAAAGACAUAUGAGGAUACAUUCAGGAGAGAGACCGUACAAGUGUGCGGUUUGUGGUGAAGCAUUCAAACAGAGUAGUCACUUGACACAUCACAUGAGCAUACAUACAGGAGAGGGACCCUACAAGGGUGAGGUGUGUGGUAAUACAUUUAACCGGAAUGAUGACUUGAAGACACACAUGAGGAUACAUUCAGGAGAAAAACCGUACAGGUGUGAGGUGUGUGGCUAUUUAUGUGACCAUAGUGGUAACUUGCUGAGACACAUGAGGAUACAUACUGGUGAAAGACCGUACAAGUGUGGGGUGUGUGGAAAUGCAUUUAAGGGUAAUGAAUUAUUGAAGAGACACAUGAGGAUACAUACAGGAGAGAGACCGUGCAAUUGUGAGGUUUGUGGUAAUGCAUUUAAGCACAAUGAUGACUUGAAGAAACACAUGAGGAUACAUAGAGGAGAGAGACCGUACAAGUGUGAGGUUUGUGAUUUUGCAUGUAUUGAGCGUGGUGCCUUGAAGACACACAUGAGGAUACAUACAGGAGAGAGACCCUACAUGUGUGAGGUGUGUGGGUAUGCAAGUAACCAGAGUAGUUACCUGAAGACACACAUGAGCAUACAUACAGGAGAGAGACCUUUCAUGUGUGAGGUGUGUGGUAAAGCAUUUAAAAUAGUUCGUCAAUUGAAUGCACACAUGAGGAUACAUACAGGAGAGAGACCGUACAAGUGUGAGGUGUGUGGUUAUACAUGUAUCCAUAGUCAUACCUUGAAGACACACAUGAGGAAACAUACAGGAGAGAGACCGUACAUGUGUGAGGUGUGUGGUUAUGCAAGUAAGCAGAGUCGUCACUUGAAGGCACAUAUGAUGAUACAUACAGGAAAGAGACCGUACAAGUGUGAGGUGUGUGGUUAUACAUGUAUCCAUAGUUAUACCUUGAAGACACACAUGAGGAAACAUACAUGAGAGAGACCGUACAUGUGUGAGGUGUGUGGUUAUGCAUGUAGCAUCAGUGACAGAUUGGUGAAGCACAUGAGAGGUAUGUGGUUUUGCAAGUAACAGAAGUGCUUACUUGAAAAAGCAUAUGAGGACACAACAUGCAAAAGAGGAAGUGGUCUCAAAAUAAUUAUACUGCCUGGCUUAUAUAAGUUAAUGUUUAAUAAUUUAGAUGGUAUUUCAAAAAUUUGUUAAUUUCAGAUUGCUAAAACAUUUUACUAGUUUAUUUUUUAUCAUGUCCUUUUAGAUCACCUGAGCACAAAGUGCUCAUGGUGAGCUUUUGUGAUCGCCUUUUGUCCGUUGUCCGUAGUGCGUUGUCUGUUGUGCGACAUCAAUAUUUGCCUUGUUCACUCUCUAGAGGCCACAUUGAUUUCCAAUCUUCAUGAAAUUUGGUCAGAAGAUUAGUUGCAAUGAUAUCUUGGAUGAGUUCGAAAAUGGUUACGUUUUCUUGAAAAACAUGGCUGCCGAGGGGCGGGGCAUUUUUCCUUAAAUGGCUAUAUAUGGCUAUAGCAAAAUCUUGUUAACACUAGAGGCCACAUUUAUUGUCCGAUCCUCAUGAAACUUGGUCAGAAGAUUUAUCCCAAUGAUAUCUUGGAUGAGGACGAAAAUGAUGUCGGUUGGUUGAAAAAAAUGGGGGCCAGGGGCGGGGCAUUUUUCCUUAUAUGGCUAUAGUAAAACCUUGUUAACACUCAAGAGGCCACAUUUAUUUUCCGAUCUUCAUGAAACUUGCUUGGAUGAUUUGUCCCAAUGAUAUCUUGGAUGAGUUCAAAAAUGGUAACCUUGGCUUGAAAAACAUGGCUGCCAAGGGGCGGGGCAUUUUUCCUUAUAUGGCUAUAUAUACAUGUAGCUAUAGUAAAAUCUUGUUAACUUUCUAGUUUGCUCAAUCUUCAUGAAACAUGGUCAGAACAUUUGUUUCCUGUGUAGUAAAGUUUGAUUUUAUUAUGUCAAUAUUAUGUGACAUUAACUGUAUUAUGUUAUUUUUCAUAACACAGAAUUUUCAUAGUUAAAAUAACUGUUUUAGUCAUCAACACCGAUCAUAAGCCUUUCAACUAAAAGAUAACUGAAAGAAGGCAAAAUGUACAUGAUUUUGCAGUAUUUAUGCAGUAUUAACUCCCUUGUUUACCCUGGUUCAGUAAUCUAUUUUUAGUUCUGCUCUGGAAUUUGUGACGAUAUUGAUCGUUGAUAAAUGCUCUGUUCUGAGGGAAAAUGGACUAAUCUGCCAUUGAUCUCUUCUGAACUGUAAAAAAUAAGCUGUUUUGGCUGAUUUAAACACCUCUUGAUGCUUUCUUGAAAAGUUAACAGCUCUUGAAAAAGGUUGAAAUUUUGAAAUAAUUAAACUCUAAAUUAUUUUUAACACCAACAUCAAGACAUUUUGGCAUUAUUUUCUAAAUUAUUCUUAUUAUUUAGAUUAUUUUUAUUUGGCAUUUUCUAAAUUAGAAAGACUCUACUCUAUUUCAAUAACUUUAGUAAAUUUUUCUUAUUUUUACAUUUGAUUCACUGAAGUUUCCUAAUCUCCAUAAAUAUUGUUCUUUAGAUUAAAUUAGACCUAUUCUGUUAACUAGAUUUUUGAAGUACUUUCUAGACUAACAGUAACUUAUAUUUAUAUCAGUUUUUUUGACAGAUUUUCUUUUUACAUUCAUUAAGGUUUUUGCUGUAUGUUGUUCAUUUUUGUAACGAUACUUAGAUUCUUUAGACUUGGCUUGUACCUGUUCUUAAUGUUGUGUCAUUGUUCUUCAUUUUCCGAGUUCUUGGAAUAAAAAUUAGUUAUUUUUGUUAAAGCUGCCUUGGUUUUCAGUUAUAAAUAAAUUCUUUGAGUGUAUUUAGGCGUCCCUGACUGAACGCCUUUAGUGAAUUGAAUUACAACCAGUCAGUAUAGUCAUCCUGACCGGAAAUAAGAGUUCGUCAAAUAAAUAUUUCUGCAUUACAUAAGUGCUCACAAAGUGACAUAACUUGUAACCGUCCUGUGACCGGAACAUUUGCGUAAGCGAAGGAGACCGCACUACCACACCUGGAUAGGACAGUUGAGUUCGAUAAUGGGUUUGGAUCGGUAAAAAACAUGGCUGCCUGGGGGGGGGGUCUUUUUCCUUAUAUUUAUAUAGUAAAAAAGCUUGUUAACACUAUAGAAGUCACAUGUUUUGCCUAAUCAUCAUGAAAUUUUGUCAAAACAUUAGUUAUGUGGAUGUCUCGGACUAGUUUGAAAUGGUCAUAAUCAGUGAAAAAACAUGGCCGCCAGGGAGUGGGGCAGUUUUCUUUAUAUGUAUAUAAUGACAACAUGUGAACAGUCAAGAAGACACAUUUUUUUCCCAAUCUUCAUGAAAUUUGGACAUAUCUUGGAAGAGUUAAAAAAUGGUUCAGGUCUGUUAAAAAAACAUGGCCGCCAAGGGGCCAUUUUGUUGUUCAUUCUUCAUGAUACUUUGUUAGAACAUUUGUUCCAUUGAUAUCUUGGGCUGCAAAGAACAGGUCAUUUCUUUUUAUCUCAGGUGAGCGACUUUGGGCCUUUCCGGCCCUCUUGUUUGAUAUUCCUUCAGACUCAACUAAUUACAUGUAGGUUAUAACGGUUAAGACGCCAUGAGAAAAAUGAAAUAAAAAAGUAUUAUUAAUGCAAUAUAAUGCAAGAAAAUAGUAUUUUAAAGUUGGUAAGAAUAAGAAGAUUAUAAUGUACAAUUAUUUCUAGGUAAUUAUGAAAGUUUUCUACUUAUAAUAAAAUUUCAAAAAGACACUUUUUUACUUUACAUAUUCGAGUGCUUUAUAGAGAAAUAAAAGUGAUUUAAAACUGAUAAUUCACUGUUUCAAACAGUGAAAAAUAAUUGUGAAAGUAUCUAUCAUUAAGUCUUUAUCGGAACUAUGUUUACAAAAAAUAUUCAUUUGUAAGCAUAACAUAAAAAGAAAAUGUUUUGGAUUUGGUGGAAUAUGAUUUUAAUUCACUCGUUAUUAUAGAAAAAAUCAAAUUUUCAUGAUCACUCGUGAGUUAAAAUUGAUAACUUACAAAUUCCAACAAAUAUCCUCUUUAUCAGUUUUUUCAAACUUGUUCCAAAAGUAGUAUACACUCAUCUGAAAUUAGUGAAGGACCAGUUUUGGAUUCUGCAAAUGUCUUCAACCAGUGAGACAAAUCUGUCAAACAAUUAAAAUGUCUGAUUAAAAUUUGGUUGCUGUAUAUUUAUAUGAAUUUUUGAAUAAAAGCCCUAAAAAAGA